UACACAAAUCGCUGUCUUCUGAAGUGGCUGAAGCUGUGGGACGUGGUGGUUUUCGGGAAGGAAAAAACGGUGAAGAAAGCGAAGCUGAGCGCGGACGCCCGCCCUCCAUUCAGACAGCCCAAGGAGCAGCAGAACAGAUGGAGAAGUAAGGCACAAUUCACAGAAGAGAUUCUGGAGGCUGAACUGGAUCAACACAAGAGACCCAAAUACAAGGUGGCGCUGCUGUGUGGCCCACCGGGUUUGGGGAAGACCACGCUGGCCCACGUGAUUGCCAAGCAUGCAGGAUACAACGUCGUUGAAAUGAACGCCAGUGAUGACCGCAGCCCGGACAUAUUCAAAACGCGGAUUGAAGCUGCUACUCAGAUGAAGUCUGUGCUGGGGGCCAGUGAGAAGCCCAAUUGCCUGGUCAUUGAUGAGAUAGACGGUGCGCCAACUGCUUCUAUUAACGUGUUGCUAAGCAUCAUCAACCGUAAGGACAUGGAGACCGAGCCGGCAGCUAACCCGGGCGGAGCAGGUGGCAGAAAAAGGAGACGGGAAGGCGGCAUCUUAUUAAGGCCAAUCAUCUGCAUUUGCAAUGACCAGUUAGUAUCUUUCAUUUGGGGCCUUUCACUCUGGGUGAGGAAAUUGAAGAUGGGAUCAGGCGUAAAACCAGAACCAACCAGCAGAGGGUUGCUGGCUGGCUGCUCCGUGGUGCUGGGGCUAGAAUAAAGAAUGGUGGUGGUU
Messenger RNA from Chrysemys picta bellii (western painted turtle), 723 nucleotides. The record is from RefSeq and is a predicted model, not a curated record. NCBI's taxonomy places the organism in Eukaryota, Metazoa, Chordata, Testudines, Emydidae.